UCACACUCGUAUUUAUAUUACAUUUAAUGAGUAAUUUGAUGUGCUUUAUCAAUUGCAUUUAAUUUUGCAAAAUAAUAUAUUAUUGAGUCAUAUAUUAGUAGUACGUUUUACGUUUUAGCGUUGAUUAAUAACAGUAUAACUAUGUUAUCCAGUAAAUUGCCGCGCAAUUUGAUUAAGUUUAACAGCGUUCCAAUACUCUUCUAUCACAAAAAUGUUAUUGAUCAUUAUGAAAAUCCCCGAAAUGUUGGUUCAUUGAAUAAAAAUGAUAAAAAUGUUGGUACAGGUUUGGUUGGUGCCCCUGCUUGUGGUGAUGUUAUGAAAUUGCAAAUUAAAGUUGAUGAUGCAGGUAAAAUUGUAGAUGCUAAAUUUAAAACAUUUGGUUGUGGUUCUGCAAUUGCAUCAAGUUCACUAGCAACAGAGUGGGUUAAAGGGAAAACAGUUGAUGAGGCACUUUCAUUAAGAAAUACCGAUAUUGCUAAAGAACUAUCUUUACCUCCAGUAAAACUUCAUUGUUCAAUGUUAGCAGAAGAUGCUAUAAAAGCAGCCUUGUCAGAUUACCGUAUUAAACAACAAGAAAAAAAAAAAAAAGAAGAUGAAAAAUAAUACCUUACUUUUUUUAUUAAUUGAUUUUAGUAGUAAUAUUUUUUGUUAACUAUAUAUAUGUAUAGAUAUAUAUAAAGUAAUAUUCACAUAAAUAUUCAUGUAUUUACAAAUAUAUACAUGAAAAUUAUAUAAAUUAUAAAUUGCAUAGUUAGAAUCAUUCACUUGUUUUUUACAUUCUUUAAAUAUAUUAUUUUUGAUUAUUAUUAUACAACCAG
This is a messenger RNA of Daktulosphaira vitifoliae (grape phylloxera), 818 nucleotides long. It is a transcript of the gene IscU, whose product is annotated as iron-sulfur cluster assembly scaffold protein IscU. The coding region runs from base 142 to 603 and encodes 153 amino acids. Gene Ontology annotation, cellular component: cytoplasm; mitochondrial matrix. The record is from RefSeq and is a predicted model, not a curated record. The transcript is spliced from 4 exons. Gene Ontology annotation, molecular function: 2 iron, 2 sulfur cluster binding; ferrous iron binding. Lineage: Eukaryota; Metazoa; Arthropoda; Insecta; Hemiptera; Phylloxeridae. Gene Ontology annotation, biological process: intracellular iron ion homeostasis; iron-sulfur cluster assembly.